Pogona vitticeps (central bearded dragon) is the source of this 566-nucleotide messenger RNA. Lineage: Eukaryota; Metazoa; Chordata; Lepidosauria; Squamata; Agamidae. The record is from RefSeq and is a predicted model, not a curated record.
GUUUUCCCUCCGGUGCCCGUGAAGCCCGAUUAUGCCUACCAUGCCAGGAUCAAGAACCGAGAGUCACUGUUGCCCUUGAUGCAGAAACCCUGCCCGGCUUACAUAGCCCCCGUGAAAGUGCUCUGCCACAUGGAGGGAAGUGGCCAGUGGCCCCAGGACCGGGAAGCCAUCCGACGCAUCAAAGCGGCGUUCCAGCUGCAGCUGGCAGAGCUGCUGCGCAAGCAGCACCGUCUCCUGUGUCGGCCCGCCCCCACCCACACAGAUGUGUAUAAGGACGGCUACGUCUUCCGCGUCCAAGUAGCCUACCACCGAGAGCCCCAGAUCCUGAAGGAGGCGGGCACCCGGAAGGAGCUUUGUGGCGCAGAGGUUCAACUGCAGUCCUGCAGCCGAAACUCUGCCCACAACCACUCCAGCCUGCAGCAGCAACAUCCAGCUUUCAGCGGCACCUCCCGCCUCGCCAAACGCUGGAUCAGUGCCCAGAUGCUGAGCGACGGCCUCUCAGAGGAGUGCGUGGACCUGUUGGCGGCGUUCCUGUUCCUGUGCCCAGCGCCCUUCACGGCACCCAG